UCCUCAUUGGGCAGAGGGAGGCCAAUAAAUGGCAAAUGUUGGAUAUGGUCUCUAAUUAAUUAUUUACCGAAUGCCGACGUCUUUGUUCUUGUUCUUGCAUUGGAUUGCUGUCACCGCGGUGCAUUAACUCUGAAUAAAUUUCACCUCCGGAUUGCCAACUCUACCCUUUACAUUAUACACCAAUACGCCAUCAUAUACUAGUAAAGUUAAAACAAACUUGGGGGUGACUUAGUCAUAUACCCAACUAUUAUUGCGUGCCAUUAGACUAACAUUCACUCUCCCCCUAUAAGAUCCACCUCACCAACGAAGCAAAACACCUACACUUAACCGUCGCUUAACAGCACUCAAACAUGAUGACGAUCCCUUUCUUUCUCUUAACAACUAGCCUCCUUUGCCUCUCCUCCGCCGCCGCAUCAAAGCAAGGUGCACCUCGAGAUCUGGUCCGUUCAUCGUGCGUCCAUGCCAGCUACCCUAGCCUCUGCCUCCGUACCCUCUCUUCCUACUCUGGCCCCGCCAACACCCCACGCGACUUAGCCCAGGCUGCAGUCAAAGUCAGCCUCUCCCGUGCCCGGAAAGUGUCUAACUACUUAACAACCAGUGUGACGGGGAAGAGCAAGAGGGAACGAGGUGCACUGAGUGACUGCGUGGAGCAGAUAGCUGAGUCGGUGGACGAGUUGAGCAGGACCCUCGGGGAGUUGAAGCAUUUGAGAGGGGAGACGUUCGAGUUCCAGAUGAGUAAUGCGCAGACUUGGGUGAGUGCGGCUUUGACGAAUGAGGACACGUGUCUUGAUGGGUUUGAAGGAGUUGACGGGAAAGUGAAAUCGGAUGUGAAGAGGAAGAUCACAAAUGUGGCUAAGGUUACCAGUAAUGCUUUGUACAUGAUUAAUAGGCUUGACGAGAGUCGUGGAAGGCACCGGUCGAAUCCUUGAUGGUGAUGAUGAUGGACGACUGUGAUUUAGCUGGCUUAUCAUGCUUAUUGUGUUCUCUUUUUUUUUUUUUUAGAGUUUGUGUUAUUUUUUAUUUUUUCUUGUUUUUGCUGAAUCUGUAUGUAAUAUUUUUCUACUUAUAUAUAUAUAUAUAAUAUUAGCAGAGAA
Theobroma umbraticum is the source of this 1094-nucleotide messenger RNA. RefSeq names its product Plant invertase/pectin methylesterase inhibitor superfamily protein. NCBI's taxonomy places the organism in Eukaryota, Viridiplantae, Streptophyta, Magnoliopsida, Malvales, Malvaceae. The record is from RefSeq and is a predicted model, not a curated record. Gene Ontology annotation, biological process: negative regulation of catalytic activity. Gene Ontology annotation, molecular function: enzyme inhibitor activity.